This is a messenger RNA of Dicrocoelium dendriticum, 459 nucleotides long. NCBI's taxonomy places the organism in Eukaryota, Metazoa, Platyhelminthes, Trematoda, Plagiorchiida, Dicrocoeliidae. The record is from the annotation of a GenBank genome assembly.
AUGACAUAUUACAGUAGGCAACAUUACUGGAGAAAAUGCCCUUGCAAUUCCCUGAUCGAAGCUAAUCUGCAAGGUUGUCAGCAGGCGCCAUGCGUUUUGGACGGAGGAAGCAGAGUUCAGUUGGAAAUCAAGUUCAGAUCAGAGGAUCUGAUUUCAGGCAAGGCGAAGAUGUGUCUGACACAUUUGUCACGCACCAGUUGUGAUCCGGAUGUGGCUGGCAUUUACAAUAUCUGUGACCAAAUCAAAAAUGGAUGUACACGAAUUCGCCCUGGACCAUACACUUACAAUACAGAAGUCUGGGUACCUGACGUUCAGUUUAAUUUCAACGCAACUUACAAGUUGUACGACAGUCAAUGCGCUCUGGUCGCUUGCGUGCGUUUUCCGAUUUCCGUUAGAUCGACCAACCGGGAUCCAUCGAAUAUUCGACGUGUUGGGAAUGACAUUCCAUGCCCCGAAUGA